This is a messenger RNA of Macrosiphum euphorbiae (potato aphid), 351 nucleotides long. Lineage: Eukaryota; Metazoa; Arthropoda; Insecta; Hemiptera; Aphididae. The record is from the annotation of a GenBank genome assembly.
AUGGACUCAAAAUGUUCCGAUAUAAUUGAAAUAAUUAAAACAAAAGUAAUAAUAAAUGAUUAUAUUUAUGUGUUCCAAAAAGAAGUUGGCGAUGGGCUUAGAUAUACUUGUGUUCAACGAAAGAAACAUUAUUGUAAAGGUAGUGUAACGAUAAAUUCGUCCAAAACCAACAUUUUAAAAUUUCAAAAACAUUCUCAUAAUCCUGAUUCUGCUGAAGCUGAAGUAUGUCGUGCCUUAAAUGUUAUGAAAGAAAAUAUUAUAAACAAUUUUGAUAUUCCUUCUAAAGUGUACGCAAUACGCAAAAGAAGUUACCAAAUUAACAGACGUAGCUGCUUGUUUGAUGCCAAAUGA